GCGGCUCGAUCCGACCCGAUGAUUCCGAUCCCCUCCCACACCCUCCAUCGAUCCGUCCCGUCUCGGCCUCGCCCCUCCACGCCGGCGACCGGAGCAGGCACCGCGCAGGCGACGGCGACGGAGACAGCCACACCUUCCUCCCCGCUCCGGCAGCGGCCAGCCCCGUGGCGUCAUGCCAGGAUUGAAGGAGGUAUGAGAAGGUGCACAUUGUUGUUCCCGUGAUUUGAUUUCUGGAAAUGGUGUUGGUGGUGAAACAGCACCGCUGCACACACUCAGCAAGCUGCGUUUGCAUCAAGGGCCACCUCAGCGAGGAUGCUCUGUUCCUUGUCUUCCGUCACAUGAACUGGAACCCAAGGCUGAUAGCUAUCCUCUCAUGCGUGUGCAAGUGGUUUGAUGAGGUUGCCAAGCAGGUGCUGUGGAAGGAGUUCUGUCAUGCAAGGGCGCCGAAGAUGAUGCUGGACUUGCAUUCAGGUGGCAGCCACAUUGUUGAUGGGAACUGGAAAGCGCUUGGGAAGCUGCUUAUCUAUUGCAAUGGCUGCACAAAAGGGGGGCUUUUUAACAACAUUCAUGUCCCAGGCCAUUUUGUGUUCAGGACGCGCUUUUCGAGGACUGCAGGCAAGAGUUUCCUGCCUCUGCCAUGUAAGUCGGACGUCCUGUAUGUCUCAGAUCCAUGCGAGCAUCUUGAUCAGGGGGAAGAAGGCGACUUGGGUUUCUUUCGAGGCAUCUUUAAGUCAUUCGCCACUUCAAGGGUAAAGAAAAUGUUGAUUGAGAAGCGGGCUAGGUUUCAUCCAAAGGAGCUGUGCCCUUAUUGCAAGGCCAAGCUAUGGAACAUGUUCCAGGAGAAUAUGAUCCCGAGGAGUGCUUCUGCUAGGCUGGGUGCUUAUGAUGAUUCUGUGGAGUAUUUUGUAUGCCUGAAUGGACAUGUUAUUGGAAUUAGUACUCUUCUACCGCUCUCAGAUUCAGAGGAGGCAGCAGAUGAAUAAUCUUCAAGAACUUGAAUCAGGUUUGCAAGAUUGAGCCCAGGGCUUUUGCAUGCUGUAUGGUCCCGCAUCUUGGUUGUGACUAGCAGACAGAUGGAUGGCAUUGGUUUGGCAAACUGCCGCAUGACAGGAAUCUGUGAUGGGCUUUGCAUCGGACAGCUGCGGUGUUCUUCAAGGGAGCCUUGCAUCAGAUGGGGAAAAAAGAAGAGCUAUUUUACAGUCUCUCUCCUUUAUUUAUUGACACAUCAUUACUUGCUCUUGUAACUGCAAUCAAGACAGGACACUACCCGCUUGCCUUUUUUCAACAUGUUCACAUCAUGUGUAAUGAGGUGUUCGGUUCAGUGACACUUGUGAUGUGGAAUUUGUGCUCAUGUUUUUCA
Molecule: messenger RNA, 1360 nt
Organism: Panicum hallii
Lineage: Eukaryota; Viridiplantae; Streptophyta; Magnoliopsida; Poales; Poaceae
Product: EID1-like F-box protein 2
Exons: 3
Coding region: 237-983 (248 amino acids)
Molecular function (GO): protein binding
Source: RefSeq, a predicted model, not a curated record